AUGAUCGAGAGCAGACGAAUAUGCGCGAACCACGGCGUCAAGGCAGUGUGCAUUAUCGACAGAGAGCUGGUGUGCGUCUCCUUUGGAAAUACAAUAAAAAUAAUAAACGUAACAACUGUAGAUGUGCUUCUGCAUUUUGCAGCCUCAACAAGCAGCAACAUCUACGGAUUGACAUUUCAAAGGAGGUCCCAAAAUGGUGGCAUAUUAAUUGCCCACGGGGUGCACAAAAUUUAUUGCUAUAAGCUAAAUAUUUCUUCAAAUGGAAAAACCUGUGAUUUAAAACUUGUUACUAAGUACUGCACCAACAAGUGGAUACUACGGGCAAAGUUCUUAAUCCCCACUUAUAAAAAAACCGAUGAGGGAUACUACGAUGAGAAUGUGAAAGGAACUCGUGGCACAAAGGAUAACCGCAAUGUGAUUCUUCUAUGCUUAAGCAAUGGAAGCAUUGUACUACUACACAUUUACAGAGGGAUCAGCUCGAGGAAGUAUAAGUUCAGAGGAAUACACCUCCUAUACAGUGCAGACAUUUCCAUUCAUGAGAAAAAAAAAAUGUACAAAAUUGAGGUAGCUGGAGGAACCCCUUUCAACAAAAUAUUAUUAUGGAAUUUCAAAUUGAGAAAAAAAAAAAAAAUUCUAAAAUUUUGCCAUCCCAAAAAAAUCACUUCUUUGGAACAUACUGAACAAUUAGCGGGACACAGAGGAAUCAUUUUUAAGGUCAAGUUUUUUCGAAAGAAUAAAUAUGUCGGUUCCGUCUCGGAUGACAGAGAGGGGCGCAUAUGGAGACGGAUGUCUGUAAAAGCGCAAAAGGAACACCCCCUUAUGAACACACAAAAUGGAAACGAAUUGAUCCAGUGCAACCACAACCGCUACCACGCACAUUAUCACUACCAAUGCGUUAGGGUGCUAACUGGGCACGAUGCCCGCAUAUGGGACAUCGACAUGGGAGUGUUCAACAAGCAGAUUUAUUUCAUGACGUGCAGCGAAGACUCCACUUGCAUUGUCUACGAAAGGGGGAAUACCGAGAAUUACUUCCAAUUCGGAAACAAUAACGGAAGCACCGUCAGAUGUAUCUGCUUCCACGCACCUUUGGGGGUGAUCAUUUCGGGUAGUGACAAUGGCACUGUGCAUGUCAGGUCCCUGUCCUGGGGGGUUAGCAAAAAUUGUGCCACUACUGCUGCGCCCAACGGUGUAGCCGGCCAAGCGGAACCAAAGGAAUCCACUCACACGAGCACUGUGCAAAUAACGAAUGGAGACAGUGCGUGCAUGGGUGGCCAUUCCGAAAGGGACCACACUGAUGACAUCCACAUGGCUGAGUCGAAAAGGGUUAAUCUCACCGACGAUGAAAGCAUUUCCAACGUUAAUCAACCGUCAUAUACAAAGCAGAGUACCCCCUGCAACCAGUUACCAAACGAGCCGGGUACGCAAUACACAUGUGCAAAGGACCUGGUGGUGCAAAACGACUCCGUCCACUUUGUAGUGGACUACCUGGAGGAAAAACUGAAAAAGAGUAACGACUGGAUCAGGUCGGUAAGCUACGUAAAUUUAUACGACAUAAUAAUCAGCACCAAUGCAGGACGCAUAUACGUCCUUAAAACGAAAGACACGAAAAAUAUAGAAGUAUUGUUAAUUUAUGAGGAGGAAAAAAAAAACUACUUCUUGACGUGCCUGGCUUUUCAUGGUUUGGAUUAUAUAUGUCUCGGAUUUAGCAACGGAUUUUGCUCCUUCAUUUAUUUAAAAAAUGAAAAUGUUGCAACCGAGACGAUAAAAUCUGAUGAACAGAACAAGGAGCUAACUUAUUUCAAAUGCUUCAACCACCGCAUCAGUGAGAUGUGUUUGGUCCCCCUGGCAUCUGUGAAUUACGACAUGUUGAUUUCCCAUGGGGGGUAUGACAAUGUCGAAGACGUUUUGCACGCCUGGGUGAAGAAGGAGGUGGUGGAAGGGGGGACCUCCGAAGGGAGCUGCAGUAGAAACCGGUACAACAAUGGUGACCCCAGCGCAAUGGGCAGCUUCUACCAAAUUGUGUAUAACCAUGAGAAGGACCCACGCCAGAGCAGAGUGGUACACCUCCGUGCGUUACUUCUAGCCGUUUUUGACCACACGGGAGCUAUUCAAAUAUUCAGCGCAGAAAAAGGUGGACACAAAAUGCAGGUAAACAAAGUCGCGCAAACAGAAAUCGACGUGAAGAAUAAAAAGUCCAAAAUAAUUUCAGUGAAUUACCUUUUGAAGCAAAGGAAAAAAAAAAUGGGUAUCAUAUUUUUGGUGGGCGAUGAAUAUGGGUGUAUCUUCGUUAUCUAUGUAAAGACACCCAUUGAGCAGAAUUCAGAGGAAGUCUUUUACGACUUUGCUAAUUCUUUUGUCAAGUCGAAGCAUAAAUUACGUGUCCAUAGUAACAGAAAAGUGUUUGACAUUAAGAUAAUAGAUCGGUUUGUGUACUCGUGUGGGCAGAACGGGCAAGUCCUUAAGUACCAGCUGUAUAAGGAUGGAAACGGGGUGUAUACCUUAUACAGGCUGUGCUUAAUUAAAGUUGGUUAUUAUACCUCCAUUUAUAAGUUGCUGCCCAUGUCAGUUGGUAAGGAUAGGGAGGUACAUGCGGGGUCCAAUCUAGCGCUGGAUGAAGAAGUGGGUCACACGGGCAAUGUAAAACACGAAUACCGUGGAGACACCACGCAAUGCACAAACAUCAAAUUGCAGGGAAGCACUGCACCCACCCACGGUGAGGAGGAAAAUACACAGAACAUGUUCAUUUGCUGCUUUAAGGAUAAACAAUUCGUUCUUUACGAUUUGCGAAACAAAGUGGAGUACCUGUCCGUCGAGUGCGGUGGUUUCAGACGCCCCCUCAGCAUGUUCACGAAAUUUUCCCCAUAUGUGAUGAAAGCAUUUUCCUUCUGUUUUUGUAAAGAGAAGAAUGUCCAUUUUUGCGUGAAAACGUUGUGCAGCAGUCACCGGAAGGCCACCGUCCCGUACGAGCAAAUAUACAUCGACGCAGGGUUUCACGCCAAAAAUGUUUCAUCCAUCCUGUGGGUAAGUAAAAGAUAUUUGUGCACAUGUUCAGAAGAUGGAACGAUAAAGAUUGUUCAGGUGAAGAAGUGGUGUCCUGCAAAAUCGAAAAGGAAGUGUUUCAUAAACAGGGGAAAUGAUACCAAUUGGGGGAAUAACAUGGGUGGCAGGUCGGGAGAAGAGCACGGCGCUCCCUCCAAGGAGGGCAAACAGGAUGCUAGACUAUCUAGCAGAAAAUUUGACGGCACGGAAUUUUCACCCGGGAAGAAGCAUUACUCCCCCUCCAGGCAAAGCCAAAUUAACCUCCUAAAUCAUAGAAUGGACAUUAUCCAAAAUGUGUAUAACCACAGUGAGCCAAUAUUCUACAUGUGCUUCUUAAAGAGCCCGUUUCACCAUUUUAAAAAAUUAAAACUGCUGACCAGCGUUGGAGCAAAAAACUCGAUCAACAUAUUUUACCUACAUAUGGAUGCUCAAAAAACACCCAUAAUUUAUCACGUAGAAAAGGUACGAGUGCAGAAGUUUUCCAGCGAUUUGCGCUUCCUAUCUGUGCAGGGAAGGUUCAGUGUGUUACUCACCGAUGGAAAUAAACACCUCCUUAGGGUGGAUCUAUUCGUUGGCACAUCACUUGGGGAUAUACUUCACUAUACAGGCGACUAUGAAUUUGCGCAUUACGAGAACAUCAUUUUUUGCAAAGUUGUGCAGCUGGCCCAUCUUGUAUGUUCAUACAAUUUGGGUAGCACCAUUUUGGCUUUAAGUUUAACGGACAUUUUUUUGAGUGCUUUUUUGGCACACAGUGGGUUACACGAUGGAAGGGGCCAUCUAACAAGUUGCUCUUCUCAAAAAAGGCUUUUAUUUGACAACUCUGCAGGGGAUGAAAAAGGAAGCUGUUCAUGUGAACAAUUUGGGGGGCAUCUACACACGCGAAACGAUAACGACAAUGAUAGCGUUGAAACUGAGCAGAUAAAUGGGGGGGAAAAAGCAGAAAAAUAUGAAGGUUUGACGUCCCCUCCCAACAAUCCGCAUGAAUCGACUGAGCAUCUUUUCCUAAACAAACGAAAGGGGAGUAAGAUAUUCCUGGGGAGCAUACUAUGCUGUGGAUUAAAUAACGGACAGAUUCAUUUCUACCAUUUUGGAAAAAAGCUAAUGCCGCUGAUGCAGAAGGUGAAGUUGCAUCAGAAUGGAAUAAACAAAAUAUGCGUUAAGAGGAAGAAGGACACAUUAGAGGUAUUCACCUGUGGGGAUGAUCAGUCCUUAAAUGUCCUCACGAUGAAAAUUUGUCUUCCUGCCGAAGCUUUGCUAAAUGGAGAGCCUAACAAUAUACACCUGUCAGUUGUACAAAAGAGGAGUUUUACCAACGCGCAUUUGUCCUCCAUCAGAUCGUUGGCCCUCUUUUCCAAUUUUGUGGCAAGCGUCUCCUGGGAUCAGUACAUCUCCAUUUGGAAGGUGAGAAGGAACAAGAAUGGAAAAAUUUUUUUAAAGAGGGAAAAAAAAAUCAAAAUGGCUGUCUAUGAUGUUUCGUGCAUAAAUGUUUAUGUAAUUAGGAAAAAGGAAAUACCCAAAAUGGCAUCACCAAAUGGGGAACAUCCCCCCCAUAGUGUACCAAUUGGCAGAGUAAGGAAAGGGUCAGAACGUUCGUCCAUCCCUCCUGGAUCCUCUCCCACUAGUGUAUAUUUAACCGUGGCUGGGUCGAAUGGAAGUUUGGAAUCCUUCUUCCUGAAUGUCGCCACAUAG
Molecule: messenger RNA, 4728 nt
Organism: Plasmodium coatneyi
Lineage: Eukaryota; Apicomplexa; Aconoidasida; Haemosporida; Plasmodiidae
Exons: 1
Coding region: 1-4728 (1575 amino acids)
Biological process (GO): tRNA methylation
Cellular component (GO): cytoplasm
Molecular function (GO): protein binding
Source: RefSeq, a predicted model, not a curated record